This is a messenger RNA of Caenorhabditis auriculariae, 5226 nucleotides long. The record is from the annotation of a GenBank genome assembly. NCBI's taxonomy places the organism in Eukaryota, Metazoa, Nematoda, Chromadorea, Rhabditida, Rhabditidae.
AUGCAAGACGAUGACGUCACUAAGUGCCGGUUUGAGAUUUGGAGCUAAAUGCAGACUGAUAAAUAUUGAAAAUUUUUAUUUUAAUGAAAUAAAAAAGCGAUAUAAAUUCAAAAGACUUUACGAUUAUUUUCAUAUCGAAAAAAAAAAAAAAACUGGUUAAAAGACAAUAGAUAUAGCCUGUUGAUCGGACAAACUCAAAUUGUUCCGAAACGCAAGAAAAUUGUUCCGAAACAAAAUUUGUACUGUUUUGGAGCGAAUUUGGUGCGCCGAUGUACACGGUUUUGCGUUUUGAAGCAUUUUCUGUUUUUCUGAUGAACACGCCAUUAAAAAUAGUACUAUGUUCUAAACGAUUUUAAUAGAAAAUUUUUGGCGCUGGAAAUUUAUUUUGUCGUAAGAUCCAGUGCUUACGUAUUGUGCGUUACAGUCGACGACAGAUCUUUGAUUUUUGUCGUAAGAUCCACUGCUUGCGUAUUGGGCGUUACAGUCGACGACAGUUUUUGAUUUUCUUGUUUUCAUUUUGCAACAAAACGCUUUUAUGUCGGCUUUUCGUGUGACGGUUUUAUUUAGAAAUUUUUCGAAAAUUUUACUCAGACAAGAGUGAAGGAUUUUUAUAUUCUGUGCGUAAAAAGGUGCAGAGAAGUAGCCGUCCUCCGAAGAAAAAAUGGGAACGUUCCUCGCAUGUUAUUCCAAUUUUCGAUGCCGUUUUCCCUCGAUUUUUUUCCAAUAUAUUGAUCCUCUCUAAAGUUAGGUCUUUUAUCCUAAUAGGGGAAUAAAAAAAAAUCAAGUCUAGUGGUUUUUUUUCUUUGAAUUUGAAGCAGCUGGCUUUCAGUUUCGAAGUUCCGUGAAUACCUGUUUGAAGACAGGGUUCAACGAGAGUGCAGGGUUGAUAUAUUCCUGUCUGGAAAGGAGAAGUUGACAAAUCUUCGCAGUAUCUUCAUGCCAUAAUAGCGGUGAAUGAAGUGCGAUUUAAUUUUUAUCUGAUUUAUCAUCUUUUCAGGAGUCUAAGAAUGCCGAGCUCAGCACUGGUUGUCCGCGCGUUUGUUGUUUGCCGGAUUAUUCCUACAACGGUUGGAUUUUUUUGAGUUCCAACUUUUUUUUAGAUGUCUAUAGAUUAUAAUUUCGGAAGGUUUUCACUUUACUUGGUUCUUUAGAAAACAAAAUCAUGACGUCGGAUUCUCUACCAUCGUGAAUUUCAUGUCUUGAAAUUUUUUUACAUUGUGAUUUCAUCGAAAAAUAAUCUUAUUUUGUCCGCGUUCAAACUUCGAAAAAAACAAAACCUUGCCUCGUUAUAAAAGUUUAUUUUUUUAAAUGGUUGAUUGAAAAAAACAAGUUUACCGUGUUUAAUAUUGCAAAAAAAUUGAGUAUAUACAAAACUUUUUCAUUGAACCUAGUACCUCGGCCUCACUGUUCCUUGGAAAAAGUAAGUCGAGCAACCUUUCGGCCAACCAUCUCGUUUUUUUGGAACUUUUGUUCUAUCUGACUGUUACCGUCUGCAUUUUCAUUAGAAAAAAGGUGCAUUGUUAGUUUUUUUUUUUCUUUUGUACAUGUAUUUCCAAAUGUAUUCCUUUUUCAUUCGAAGUUUUUAAAACAGAGAAAUCGCCUAAAAAUCGGCGAUCGUCGAAAAGGCAUUCUUGAUAGUGAAAGGGAGAUCUCGGAAGCGAAGAAAUUCCGAAGGCACCGGACGGGGGCCGUCUGUCGCAUAUGCAUAUUUCAACCACUUAUGACCUCUUUCGGCGCAAAUCUCGCUCUUCUUCUCAUUAUCAGCCACCCAUUCUUCGUUCGCGAAGUGUUUCAAUUAUGACUCCGCACUUGUUUUGCAUCUUGCUUGGCUUCAAAGUCUCAUACUUUUUCAAAUAAUGUUGCGGCUCGAAAAAUUAUGAAAAAACGUUGAUCGCUAUUUUUCUUCAUUUUUUUUCUUUUGUGAGAUUAACUGAUGAUUUGUAAAGUUCCGAAAAUUACUUGUUAAGUACCGAAAAUAGUUUGGGCGGAGCACUAGUCUCGAGACGCAAAGCUCAGAAGGAAUGAGGUCGAAUAAUAACCCCAUCGGUGUACAAACAUUUGCCUAGAGCCUAAAAGGAGAUGAACCGCUACUUUUCCUUCUCUUCUUCAAUUGAUUCACCCUUCAUAGAAAUUGGAAGUUGUAACAUAGUUUUUUUUGGAAUGAAUCUCAUUAACCAAAGGCUAGAAGACUUACUUCUGAUCAAUUUUUGCUGUUAUUGAGUUUUCUUAUAUCUUGUUUGUUUGCAAUAGAAGAGUAUUUGAAGGCUCUGCUCGGUUUUUUUUUCUAUGCUACGACAUAAAAGUAAAAAAAAGAAUCAAACGUAUAGUGGCCGUGUUUUUUUCUAGCUAGACCGUGCCUUGGUAAUAUUUCUAUGAUUUAAGAUUUUUCAGUUUUAAUUUCUUUUCACAAAUAAAGUUUUCAGGGGCGCUGCAAGGCACGAAGAGAGAGAUGGGCGACGAAGUCGUCGCGGACGGCGUCCCACCCGAGCCGCCGCCCCGCGACUACUUCUCUUCGUUCGCAGGCGACGACCGUCUGCGACUGCGUCUAGAAGCUUGUCGCGACGGUUUGCUCCAGCUCGAUGUGAUGCGAACCAAACACACUCACAUGAUGGAAGUCUGUUUUCUGUCUAUAAAUGUAAACGCUGCUAUCCAGUCAUGAAAUGAAAGUCGUGGUUUGAGAAGCGGGGGCAGUUGCUAGAAACGGAGAAUACUUAGACGGUGGAAAAAGUUUUUCAGUAUGACUUCACAGUUUUUGAGCCCUCUCUUUCUUCCAUGAUCUUUAAAUUGACGUCAUUUUUCAAACUUCAACUCGACGUUUGCUUCAAUAGUAUAAACGAAUACAAAGUGAAAAGUUGGAGACAGAUAUUUCUGAGUCUAUUCUUGAGAGGCUUGAUCGAUGUUUAGUCGACCUAUAAAUCGUACAAAAUUAGGGCAUUUGGCAACAGUUUUACCACUUUUUUGACUUAAAAAUUCGAAGAAUCAAGUUUCAAAAAAUCCCAUUUAAAAUAAAGAAAAUCGCUGCAUGAAAGAUUGUCAGCUUUUCUGGUAUGAAAUAUCUUGCAGCAACUGCGGUGCCGCCUACCAGUGAUCCCAGGAAACGAAGACGUCAUGGCCAGGGAGAAAAAGUUUCGAGAUAUCCUCGACCGCUCCUCAAUUCAAAGCGUUGACUCGGGAGUUUCCUCUUUUGGUCAAGUGAGUUUUUCUCGCGGAGUUAGACAGCGGAGACAGAUAACAACCAAAUCGGACCGAUCUCGCACGCUAUUCAUUUCUUUUCGGCUUGUCCCAUCGCCUGUUCAUGCCUGUUUUAAUAUGUUUGCAAUCGCAGUUCCAAUCGAAUGUAAUAGUUCUUUUCUUGGAAUGCUUUUAACGCUAAUGUGAUGUUCAGCAUUGAGUCUCAAAAUAGUUGGAACUUUUUCAAUUUUCCUGUGAAAUGGCGAACCUGAGAAGAGAUUCAGACGACGCUGGCGUCAACGCGAUCGUCUUCGCCGGCCCUCUCUUCGAAUGAAGAUUUGUCCUCUGACUACGCCACCAUCAUCAAGCAACCCCUUCACACUUAUGAGUUUCGGAUCCAUUGUUUCACUUCCAUACCCUUCUUUACAGAAUGCCACCCACCAUGCCUUACUCGACAUUCCGAAAAAUUUCUCUUGAAAACGAAUAUAAACCGAUCGUAAGGAAUCGAACGAUUUUUGUAAGGAGUCUGUUGCGUUCAGGUGACGAGUCGAAGCUGCCAUCGGGGAGUCUGGCAAGUGCCGCAAAGACCCAAGAGCAUGUACGACAGUGCAAACUCUCCUAACGAUUUUUUGUAUGUCCUUUUUUCUACUGCUCUCGAAUUUUAUGAGUUUCAGAAGCAACCAAUCGCCCUACGUAGAUUCUCACAUCUUCCAAAAAGUUGUCUCUUCGAACUGCGAAGGAAAGAAAGACGUCUCUGUUCAGCAUCGGCAUGCUUUUGCUCCAUCUGGAGCCCCGAACCGACCCGACCACGCCACUCGCUCUUUCGCCCGACCUUUCGAAGAACUGCAAAACGCCAAGAUUGCGCCAAAUCCUAGUCCUAAUCAACGACGGCUGCGAACCGCACAGAAACCUGAAGUUGUACGCAAAAGCAAAGUAGAGGUUCGUGACAAAACUUGAUUUUCUAUAUUCUUGUUACGUCACUGAGUUACUGUAACAUUUUGAACGUUUUUUUUCCUUAUCGGAAGUUUUUUAUGAAAAAUAGUUAAUAUAACGGUGUACUCUUUUCAUUUUGCUCAAUUUACAGUUGUAAUCUUUGAGAGAGCGGAAGAAAUACUGAGCUAUGUAGACUUUUUGCUUAAUAACGGCAAUCGAGAUUUGCUGCAAGUUAAAUAUGAAUAUGCGCAUGUCGUCCACUGCUUUUGUGGAAGAAUUUGGUAGUUGGGAAUUCAGAAGGCGGACGUGAUGUUCCGUGCCAACUGUGUGUAUCUGGAAGCGACGACGCCGCAGUCGCAACGACGGACGCGACUUCGUUUCUCGCCGUCGCGAUCUCCGCCAACAAGAAAAGCCUUUUUCGCAACCAACUGUCGGUCUUCCCAGUCAGAGUCGCCGCUCUACGCUUCUCCUUGCAAGAUUAGGUUAGUUUGUCGAAUGAUAUCGGAAUUCUACCCGAUUGAAGACUGAGAACCCCCUCGAAAACUUUUUUGUUCUUCAAACACCACGCAAAGAGUUUUCCUUUCAGGCCCCGCUUUUCAACCAUCUUCUUUAAAAUUGUUGAGUAUAUAUUCUAAAAAUAAAGCUCUCAACUCAUCAUAAAAGUUUGUGUAUUCCUUUUAAGUUGGCUCUAUAUUUUCUUAUGAUAUAUUUUGAAAGAUACGCCUUUAACGAAACAAAAACAGCUAAAAUUAGGCAUUCCUGAUUCGAUUUUCCUGUAGGAAUCCUCAGGAGCCUAGGGAGCAUAUGAUGAAGUUUUAUGCGUUCUCACUUUUUCUUGUCACUACUGCUGCGCGAAUUACCACACUUUUUUUUAAAGACAUUUAUGUUACAUUAACAUUGAAAAAGAAUAUGUGUUGCUACUGUUUUCUGAUUCAGAUCGCGGAUGGAACCAUCUCAAGAAGUCGUGAGCGCUCCUCUCCCUCCACAGAGUCACAAAUUUGCUGCGAAGCCAUUCUUUCCAUCGAGGUUGGUUCUCAAAAGGCCAACUCACACAAAACUCUUACCAGGACGACUGCGAACCGACUAGCCGCGCCCACAUGGACGCAAUCUCAACCUCUUUGA